Xenia sp. Carnegie-2017 is the source of this 7286-nucleotide messenger RNA. RefSeq lists its product as uncharacterized. The transcript is spliced from 5 exons. The record is from RefSeq and is a predicted model, not a curated record. NCBI's taxonomy places the organism in Eukaryota, Metazoa, Cnidaria, Anthozoa, Malacalcyonacea, Xeniidae. The coding region runs from base 389 to 6691 and encodes 2100 amino acids.
UAUUGUUUGUCGACAUGUUUCCGAAUAAGCUCCGAGGAAAUGCAAACAUUUUGUGAAGGAUCCGAUAUAAUGUCGAAGGAAGUGGAAAGUUUGGCUGCUCCAGAAACGGAAAGUGGCUUCAAGAGAUAGAAAAUUAGAAAAAGCAACAACACGGAAAUAAAAGAAAUUAAACUGUAGUAAUGAAAGCUGAAUAGAACCUAAAAAUAUAUUACUUGGUGGAAAUUUGUAUUGUCGACGAACCAUCACAAUACUCAUGGUCCUCGAGGUGUGUCUUAGUGUACGGUGUGCCUCUACUAUAUAGAAGGAUAUGAUGUUCCGAUGUUCGGCGUAAGCUGGAACGCCUAUUCAUUUCUGACAAUUUAUUGUUGGAGGCCCGUUUCUAAAUUUGAUGGAUAGGACAGAAAUACAAGGUCUUUGUGAAUCAUUAAGAGUCAUUGUAAAAAAUCGUGAGAUCGAUAACUUUGACCGUGCAGCUCAAAUUCUACUGCAGUUGAAUGAAGCUUUUCCUGAUUUGAUUUUCUUUGAAUACAUCGGAAAUAUGCUCAUUGACAUACUCGUUACAAAAGUGUACAUGAAGCUUGAACAUUUUGUUAAAAACAAUUCUUACUUUGAUGAUAAGGAAAUUAUUGAAUUACUAUGUAUUCCUUGUGAUACAAAUGACAUUAGGAAUGUUAAAGACAGGAACUGGCUCAUAAAAAAGUAUGAUGAGAUUGCAAAAAAGUUGCUUCUGCUUUUUGGUGGUGAUACUAGGAAUUUUGUGAUGUCAUGUGUCAACUUGAAAGAAUGUAGCUAUUUUUGGGAAAGUCUCCGUGCCAAAUGUGAUUUUUAUGUUGAAAAGGUGAAGAAGAAGGUGCUACCAAACCCCAAGGAACAGUUAAAAAGCGUAAAUAAUGUAGAAGUGAUAGAUAAAUCAAAAUUUGCAAAGCAUAGCCAUUUGUAUGCAGCUUGCAAAAACCAGGUCAUGACGUCCAAUGAUAAAAGACCAAAUGACAUUCAAAUCAGUAAAGUGAUUGAGAUCAUAGAAAUAGACAGCCCUCACAAGGAAGCCUCUUUGAAGAAGCAAACUAUAGAAAAGAAGGCCACAAAUAAGGAAAUAUUAGCAAACGCUAAAAUUAUGGACGUGUUGCAAGAAAAGGAAAUAAAAAAUAACCCAAAGAAACAGUUAGAACGCAUAAAAAAUGUAGAAGUGACGAUAUUGACUCCGGACAAAUCAACAGUUGCGAAGCAUGGCUCUUUGUAUCCUGCUUGCAAGGAUCGUUUGCACAACCAGGUCAUGACGUCAAAUGAUAUAAUAUUUAAUGACAUUCAAAUAAGUAAAGUAAUUAAGAAUAUAAAGAUAGACAGCCCUAAUGAGAAAGAAACAAGUUUAGAGAAACCAGCUACAGAACAAAAGGCCAGGAAUAACGAAAUGUUGGCAAGCAAUAAAAUUAUGCAAGUGUUGGAAGAAAAGGAAGAGAAAAAAGAAUCAGAUACCUCUUCAGAUACAGAAGGACGCGAAUCUCCGAGUAUUUUUGCUUUUCCAUUUAUUAAUACAUGUGGGAAUGAAAAUCUCGAGAUGAAAAAGGGAACUUCUAAACAGUACCUUGCCAAACGUUCAGGGUCACUCUUUCCCAUUAUUACUGAUUUAACUUACAGGAAACCCAUGGGUCAGCGUGAUCAUUUCGCUGACUUUCCACUUUUGGGAAAUGUUCCCAUCAAAGAUCCUUCUGGCUACAGGUUUCCCCCUGCCCUGCAUAAUAAUGAAAAUAAAGAAGAGGCUAUUGUUUGCGAGGUAUCGCGUCACAAAGAUGAUGAAGCAUACGAUAAAGACGAUUUAUGUCAUAGUGAUGAUAUUUCCCAUGCCAAUUCUGACGUUAACGACGCUAAAACUACAACAGAUAUGCUGAGACAAGAGUACCUUGAUGUUUGUGCUUUAGCAAGUAAUAAUGAGAAAGGGGACUGUGAAGAUCAAGUUUGCGUCUUGCAAGAAGCCAAAACUAUUUCGCAUGAUGAAGAGUAUGUUGCUGAAACACAACCCUCAAAGGAUAAUGAGUUUUCUUGCCUAACAAACGCAACUGUUACGAAAUUUCCAAUUAUUCACGAUAAUUCUCGAAAAGAAAAACUACUGGAUCAUUUGCCUAAUAAAGAUAAAGAAUGUAAUUCUCAUCAUGUACCUUGCAUCAAAAAAGCUAUCACAGGUUCACAUGAUCAGGAGUAUAUUGCUGAAACUAAGCCAUUAGAAAAUUUUAAUUUGCCAGUUGUCACCAACUUUCAAAUUAAGGAUAACGCCCGAGAAGAACAACCAAGACCUCUUUUGCCUAAUAAACAUAAUAAUGUUAAUUCUAAUGGUGUGGAUUGUGUCCAAAAAGCUACAUCAAGCUUGCAUGAUCAGGAGUAUGUUGCUGAAACUCCACCUUUACAAGAUGAUUAUUUCUCAUCUCUACCAAAUUCAGUUGUCACCAAGCCUUCAAUUAUCCACGAUAAAUGCAGAAAAGAACAACCAACAGCUCGUUUGCCUAAUAAAGAUAUUGGAGGGUUCAAUGAUGAAUUCUGGGUAAAAAAGACUAGCACAAGUUUGUAUGAUGAUGAGUGUGUUCCUGAAACUCAACUCUUAGAAGGUGAUGAUUUGCCUUCUUUGCCCAAUUCAACCGUUCCCAAAUUUCCAAGUAUCCACGAGAAUUGUGUAAAAGGACAAUCAAGAGCUCAUUUUUCUAAAAAAGACAUUGGAGAGUUCAACGAUGAAGCCUGGAUAAAAAAAGUCAGCGCAAGUUUGCCCAAUCAGGAAUAUGUUGCUGAAACACAAUGUUCUGAAGAAAAUGAUUUGACUUCCUUGUCUGAUUCAACUGUCACCAAAUUUCCAACAAUCCACGACAACUCUAGAAAAGAAUAUCAAAAAGCUUUUUUGUCUGAUAAAGAUAAAGAAGGGAAUUCCGAUUAUGUGAAAAAAGUUACUGCAAGUUUUUAUGAUGAUGAGUGUGUUCCUGAAACUGAACUCUUAGAAGAUGAUAAUUUUCCUUCUUUGCCUAAUUCAACUGUUCCCAAAUUUCCAAUUAUCAACGAUGAAUAUGGAAAGAAGCAGCCAAGAGCUCAUUUACCUUAUAAAGAUGUAGACAUGUUCAACAAUGAAGCCUGGGUAAAAAAAGCUGGCACAAGUUUGCCCAAUGAGGAAUAUGUUGCUGAAACACAAUGUUAUGAAGAAAAUGAUUCGACUUCCCUGUCUGAUUUUGCUCUCACCAAAUUUCCAACAAUCCACGAUAACUCUAGAAAAGAAUAUCAAAAAGCAUUUUUGCCUGAUAAAGAUAGAGAAAGGAAUUCUGGUUAUGUGAAAAAAGCUACUGCAAGUUUUUAUGAUGAAGAGUGUGUUUCUGAAACUCAACUCUUACAAGAUGAUGAUUUGCCUUCUUUGCCCAAUUCAACUGUUCUCAAAUCUUCAAUUAUCUCCGAUGAAUGUGAAAAGGGGCAGCCAAGAGCUCAUUUGCCUAACAAAGACGUAGACGUGUUCAUCACGUCUACAUUAAGUUUGUCCGAUCAGGAAUAUGUUGCUGAAACACAAUGCUCAGAAGAAAAUGAUUCGGUUUCCUUGUCUAAUUCAGCUGUCACAGAACUUCCAACAAUCAACGACAAAUCUAGAAAAGAAUAUCAAAAAGCUUCUUUGUCUGAUAAAGAUAAAGAAGGAAAUUCUGGCAAUGGAGCUUUUGUGAAAAAAGCUACCUCAAGUUUGUAUGUUGAAGAAUGUAUUGCUGAAACUCAACUCUUGAAAGAGGACGAUGAUGAUUUGCCUUCUUUGUGCAAUUCAAUUAUCACCCAAUUACCAACAAUCGAUGACAAUUGUAGAAAAGAACACCCAAAAGCUCCCUUACCUAACAAAGAUACAGAAGGGAAUUCUGGCGAUCUCGUUUGUGACAAGCAAGCUAUCCCAAGCUCUCAUGAUCAGGAGCAUGUUGCUGAAACCCAAACCUCAGAAGAUAAUGAUUUGCCUUCUUUGACCAAUUCAGCAGUUAGUAAAUUUCGAAUUAUUCACGAUAAUUAUGGAAAAGAACAAUUAAAAGCUCAUUUGCCAGAUGAAAAAAGAGACUCUAAAGAUGCUCCUUGUGUCGUAAAAAAUUCUGCAAAUUUGGAUUAUCAGGAGUAUGUUGUGGAAACUGCAGUUGCUCCAAAUUUCCCAAUAAUUUUGGAGAACUCUAGGAGUGAUACAAUUAGUGCUUGCUCUUUUUCAGACAAGUGUAGAGUAUCAAAAAUUGACGAAGAGCAAAAUGCUCUUGUCAUUAAUGUUCCUGAAGGUGAUAAGGUUGAAGAAGGAAAAAGCUUGAAGUCAUCUUCUCGCGCUGAGAAUUCUUGUAGGAACGAUCAGGGAAUCAAAUUAAACUGUUCUGAGGUAGAGAUAAAUUUCAAUUCGUCUGACACAGAAAGGAGCAACGAAACAUUCAGUCGAAGCCAAGUUAUUAACUUUUUGAUUGAUUGUAUGGAAAACAGUAAUGAUGAGAAUAAUAGCUUUCAUAUUGACCAGAAGUUCUCCUACGGAAGAGCGUCAACAGAGAGAGAACCGCGAAAAGAUUUUGCGGUUGGAGGUAAUGACAAAUUAAAAAAAAAUAAAAUGGACGUUGAGAAUUUAGUCAAAGACAAAACUUCCGUGAAAAAGAAAGAUGUGGACGAGCGAAUUAGAAGCGCUAGUGCAUGUUUUUUGAAAAAUAACAACACUAAUGUGAUAGAAACCAUGACUGAGGCCAUAUCAGAAGAUGUGAAAACAUCUGUUGAAUUGUGUUCACGUGAUGUGAAUCGUACAAGUAUGAAACUUGAUAGUAAUGGACAAAAUGCAUCAAGUGAUGCGUUUACUGCAGGUGAUAAAAAAACACUACUAAAUCAAAACAAACUUACUAAUGAAAAGGGCACGUCAACGCGGUCGCUACCUAUAAAUGCUUAUUUCGACCAGGUGCAACCUGGAAAUAUUGCAAGCCUUAAACCAGUAACAACUCAUUUGAAAAAAAGUGAUAACUCUUCAAUCGGUUUUAAUGAAAUUGAUAAAAAUCGCUUACAUCACAAGAGUUUCGAAGAAAUUAACAGUAACUUGAAACAUGCUUUUGAGACAAUCUCACGCGAUGUGGAAAAAACGGAGCCGCGAAGUACAUCACUGCACUUAUUAAUUAAUUGCGAUGAAGAUUCGGUUUGUGUUAUGAAUGAAAUCCCCUUGUUUGACAAAUGCACCAAUAAGCUUAGUUAUUUAAAAAAGCAUGGCUGCAAUGGCGUAAAUCUAAGUGAAAAGUUUUUGCUUGAUAAACCUGAUGGUCCUUUUCAUUGGUUGCCAAAAGUUCAAAAUACAGAGAAAAAAGUUUUUAUGAAUGCUGCUCAUAUUGGCUGCAGAAAAGAGAACCCUAUUAGUUUUGCAAAGGAGGCUCGGGGCUACCUACGAAAUGUUAAUUCACAUGCAAUUCGUGGAAAACAGUCUCUGCUUGCCGAAAAUCUGAGAAACAACGCAAUGAAUCGAGUUGUAGCAAAUUAUUCUUCGUCUGUGAAAUCUGACCACUUAUAUACGUGUGAUAAAGUUAUACGACAGAUUGAUUUCAACAUGUAUCAUUCAGAAAAUACUUCGUACAAAACUUUGGAGAGAAACCUGAAAAAGCCGAGUGAUAAAAAGAAUAUCUUAAAACCUAAAAUACUUACCAAAGAUGGAUAUUAUGAUGAGAAGUUGCCACCUAAUAAAUGGAACUGUACGGUUGGUUGUUCUUCACAAGCAAAGUCAGAGGAACCUCGUUGUGAUUCAAAAAAAGUUGGACAACUUUCUCAAUCAAAUAGAGAUCUCAUAUAUUCAAAAUCUACGAGUAUGUUAAAUGGAUUUCAGAUGAAAUCGUCAUUGGAUAAAUCAUUUGGUGAAGGAUCGAUAUUGUCAAAUUUAGCCAGUCGCGGUUCUCCAACUUCUUUCCACGGAAAACAGUUCAAAGCACUACGUAAUGAGAAUAAAUUUGAUAAAAAUUGUUCUAGCAGUGAAAAAAAGUCGAUGGUUUUUUGUAAAGGAAAUAUUGUGAAUUCUAAUGAGGGUUCGUAUCAUACAAAAGUGGAAAGAAAGCACGAAUUUCAAAAUGAUGGGACUCCCGAAAAAAAGAUCUGUUUGCAGUCGAGAUAUAAAAAUGUUAAAAUUAAAAGUGAAAGUUCAAACUCAGUUAAUUAUAAGAAGUUUGGGACCGAGAAAGCAAGUUCAUCGUUAUCGGAAAGUUCAAGCAAAAAGAAUGCAUUGCCAAGCCUUUUAAAAGUAAAAAAUGAGAGUGAAUCCAAGAAGGCUACCCAAGGGCAGUUAGCAGAACCAUGUCGUUCGAAGAUUGAAGGGUUUCAUAAACAAAACUCCGGUGAACAAAGAUACCAGGUUUGGAAGCGCCAAUAUUUCCACGGUAGUUUGUUUACAUCGAGCCAUAAAACGCUUGAAAGCAACAAAAAAUCAUUGUCAAACAAUAAUUUGCAGACAAUGGAACAAAGUUUUUCCGGAGAAAAUGAGAGAACGAAUUUGAGCAGCUCAUUGUAUUCAAAACGUCCACUCUUCACCUUAGUAAAGGGCUAUGAUACACAUGUAAAACGUCGCAAAAUAUUAAAGAAUGCAACUAGUUAUGAAUGUAAGCGCUCACGGUCGCAAGCUCCUAAGAAUUUGUUACGGAGCAAAAGAAGUAAAGCCGAGCUGAAAAAAUUGUGUAAUUUACAAGCUGUUGUACGUAUUGUUAAACUGUGAGGUAUCUUUUUUUAUGAAACAUGACGGCUGAUUUCAGAUUUUUUUGGAAAAUAUGGCAUUUAAGCUGACUGUUAAAACUGGUCUUUUAGCUUAAACAUGGUGAAUUUUGUUUUAAAACAACGAAUUCGAGUGUUAACAACAAAACCGUCGAAUACAGAGAGCUUCGCAGCCUAUUGGCAAGAUGGUGUGAGUGAGUUAAAGUUUGAUGGGGAGUCGUCAAUUUUGUCAACUUUUAAUCUAUUCACGUACGUUACACUUGGUUUAGCAACUAAACAUGCGAAAUUCUUAACUUUAUAGAUUAAAUAGAACUUUAUUGCAAAAACUGAUUCUUAGCCCUGUUAAAAUAGAUUGAUGACUAUUUGCCUUUAUUGCUUUUAUAAGUUCACUAGCUAACCAGUUUGAAGAAUUUCUUCAUUGAUAUAUUAGCUACUAUACCAGAUUUUGUGGUAAAACAUUUCAAGAGAUUGCAAAAUAAUUUUUGUAGGCUGCUUUCAAUUAUUGUCGGUGUCAUUGCUAAAUAUUUGUGUUCGACCGCUGAUAAAACAAUGAAUAUUGUGUUUUGAGAUUGUCUGACUGGUCACAUUCUCACGUGAAA